AAAAAUGGCAUCCACAAAUAAUGCUGAAAUAAUCUGAAACCCGACACCACCCGCCAUUUUUCUCUGCGAGUUCAUCUUUGUCGUUUUUUCUUCAUCCCCAUAUCAUUAUUCUUCACUGUAGAGAGAGAGAGAGAAGAGAGAGAGAGCUCAGCAAACUCUACAUGGUGGUAUGUUGCUUCGAGUGGCAGUUGGACGCCAUCGCCGUCGGCAUGAAUCGCUCUCUUCCGGCCACCGUGAUCCAUUCGUAUCUCUCCCCUUUUAGGCCUCUUCUUCCUUCAUGUAAUGCCAGAUUUCUCGGAUUCCAAUUGCAGACGUGGAAGCGACUCAGGAGGCGGCUAAAGUUCGCUGUCACUGCGGAGCUCUCCAAGUCUGUAUCUCUGAAUUCCGGGUCCGAAUUUCAGUUGCCAUGGAUUGGUCCGGUUCCUGGUGAUAUUGCAGAAGUUGAGGCAUAUUGUAGAAUCUUCAGAACUGCUGAACGACUCCACUCUGUGCUGAUGGAUACACUUUGCAAUCCCUUGACUGGAGAAUGUAGCGUUUCAUAUGAUCUCACACCUGGGGAAAAUCCUGUAAUUGAGGAUAAAAUAGUAUCUGUUCUCGGAUGCUUAGUAUCACUUCUAAACAAAGGAAGGGAGGAUGUACUUUCUGGAAGAUCAGCUGCCAUGAAUUGUUUUCAGGCUGCAAAUUUAGAUGUAACGGAGGAUAGUCUACCUCCAUUGGCUGCCUUUAGGAGUGAGAUGAAGAGGUGUUGUGAAAGCUUGCAUGUUGCUCUUGAAAACUUUUUGACUCCUGGUGAUGACCGGAGCUUGGAUGUAUGGGGGAAACUUCAGAGGCUGAAGAACGUCUGUUAUGAUUCUGGUUUUACUAGAGGGGAGGAUUAUCCCUGCCAUACAUUGUUUGCUAAUUGGAAUCCCGUUUAUCUACAUAAUUUCAAGGAAGAAACUUUGGAAAAAAAUUCUGAUGUAGCCUUUUGGAGUGGUGGUCAGGUAACAGAAGAAGGUCUGAAGUGGUUAAUAGAGAGAGGGUUUAAAACGAUUGUUGAUCUUCGGGCAGAGACAGUGAAGGAUGACUUUUAUAAUGCAUUCUUACAUGAUGCUAUUUGUUCUGCGAAAGUUAAAGUGAUCAAGAUUCCUGUUGAAGUUAGGACUGCACCAACAGUGGAUCAGGUUGAGAAGUUUUCAUCAUUAGUUUCAGAUGGCAGCAAUAGGCCAAUCUAUCUUCACAGUAAGGAAGGUGUGUGGCGAACAUCAGCCAUGAUAUCCAGAUGGAGGCAAUAUGUGACUCGUAGUGAAUCACAGCUUGUAUCCAAUCAGACGAUUGCAGGUGACAUUCCACUUAGAGACACCUCUUCCAAAUUGGAACAUAAUCAAAAUGGAGCAAAAGAAUCACUGGAAAUUUCUAAAAUUGAAGAAACAUUUACCUGUGAAAAAGACAACCAAUCUUUGCUGGUAGAAAGUGCUCGUCAUGGUUCAAUUGAUUUGAUUAGUAAAAAAAAUUGUGCACAAACUGAGACAGAAAGUCAGACUGUAAAUGGAGCUUUCCACGGGCCUAUUCCGACACAAGAUCUGACAUCUCCAAGAGCAGUUGAUAGCGGGGAAGAGUAUCCGUCCCAAUCUGGCAUUGAAACUGACCCCCUGAAAGCUCAGAUUCCUCCAUGCAAUGUUUUUUCAAAAAAAGAAAUGUCCAAUUUUUUUAGGACGAAAAAGAUUUCUCCUCAAAAUUACUUCAACCAUCAUUUAAAAAAGAGAGAAAAAUGGCUACUUUCUACAGAGUUACCUGCAAGAAGAAUUCAAAGAUUUAGUGUUGACGAUAGUAAUCUUAAAUCUGGGUUUGUGGAGGCGGGAAAUUUUAACGGCAGCCCAAGUGUAAAAGAUACAUCCUCAAACACCCAUUAUUUAUCUACUACGAAGAUGAAGUAUGUCAAUGGUGAUAGUCAUGUAUCUGCCAAUCCUGUUCUUAAUGGACUUGAAGUGGAUGGAAGAAAUUCUGUGACGAUUGAAGCCUCUACUGCCGUUGGAAGUAAGUUUCAGUCUGAAUCAGAAAAAAAAGAGUUAAAGAGCAAUGGUCAAGCAAUUUCAGUUUCUGGAAAUGUUGACAUGGAAUCUGUUGAAGGAAAUAUGUGCGCUUCUGCCACUGGUGUUGUAAGGGUGCAAUCAAGAAGGAAAGCGGAGAUGUUUUUAGUUCGAACAGACGGGUUCUCAUGUGCCAGGGAAAAAGUGACUGAAUCCUCUUUGGCCUUUACUCAUCCUAGUACACAGCAACAAAUGCUUAUGUGGAAAUCCACUCCUAAGACUGUAUUACUUCUGAAAAAGCUGGGUCAAGAGCUCAUGGAAGAAGCGAAAGAGGUAGCCUCUUUCUUGCAUCAUCAAGAGAAGAUGCAUGUCCUUGUCGAACCUGAUGUACAUGACAUAUUUGCAAGAAUUCCAGGGUUUGGAUUUGUCCAAACCUUUUAUAGUCAAGACACCAGUGACCUGCAUGAGAAAGUUGAUUUGGUGGCAUGCUUGGGUGGAGAUGGAGUUAUACUCCAUGCAUCAAAUUUAUUUAGAGGUGCUGUUCCCCCGGUUGUUUCGUUUAAUCUGGGGUCCCUUGGAUUUUUGACUUCUCACACUUUUGAUAGUUAUAGGCAGGACUUAAGACAAGUCAUUCAUGGAAAUGAUUCACGGGAUGGUGUCUACAUAACUCUAAGGAUGCGUCUUCAGUGUGAAAUAUUUCGAAAUGGCAAAGCUAUUCCUGGGAAGUUAUUUAAUAUUCUCAAUGAGGUUGUUGUUGAUCGAGGCUCCAAUCCAUACCUUUCUAAAAUUGAAUGUUAUGAACAUGAUCGACUCAUAACAAAGGUCCAGGGCGAUGGAGUCAUUGUGGCCACACCUACUGGAAGUACUGCUUACUCUACCGCAGCAGGGGGUUCUAUGGUGCAUCCGAACGUUCCUUGCAUGCUUUUUACUCCAAUCUGUCCCCAUUCUCUUUCAUUUAGACCAGUUAUACUUCCAGACUCUGCACGACUCGAGUUAAAGAUUCCCGAGGAUGCGCGAAGUAAUGCAUGGGUUUCUUUUGAUGGAAAGAGAAGGCAGCAACUCUCCAGAGGAGAUUCUGUCAGGAUAUCCAUGAGCAGGCACCCGCUCCCAACCGUAAAUAAGUCUGAUCAAACCGGUGAUUGGUUUCGCAGCUUGAUUCGCUGCCUCAACUGGAAUGAAAGACUUGAUCAGAAGGCCCUUUGAAGCCACACCAUCAACAUCAUCUCAGAUCAAUAAAUCAGGUUUCUGUAAAUCACUGUACAGAUAUAGAAAAUUUGGCUUUUACAGUAAAUAGUUCAGUUUCUCAUAGGAGGAUAUAAUUGAACUGUCCUUUCUUUUCUCAUCAGAAGUGAAAGAAAAGAUGGUUGUAUACUGUCAUUUGAUAGGAAUUUCAAAUUGGAACAUUGAAGUUUCAAUGGGUAUUGAAAAAAAAUUAAUUUAUAGAUUUCUUCA
Molecule: messenger RNA, 3461 nt
Organism: Momordica charantia (bitter melon)
Lineage: Eukaryota; Viridiplantae; Streptophyta; Magnoliopsida; Cucurbitales; Cucurbitaceae
Gene: NADK2
Product: NAD kinase 2
Biological process (GO): NAD+ metabolic process; NADP+ biosynthetic process
Molecular function (GO): NAD+ kinase activity
Source: RefSeq, a predicted model, not a curated record